Molecule: messenger RNA, 9262 nt
Organism: Anopheles stephensi (Asian malaria mosquito)
Lineage: Eukaryota; Metazoa; Arthropoda; Insecta; Diptera; Culicidae
Product: cilia- and flagella-associated protein 44
Exons: 10
Coding region: 783-6578 (1931 amino acids)
Molecular function (GO): protein binding
Source: RefSeq, a predicted model, not a curated record
UCUUUAGAUAUUCGUUGAAGGUGCAAAAGAUGCAAUAAAACGUUUAGACUCAAUUUAGAGAAUUGUCAUUAGCCAUAUUGCCCAUUGUUCCUUAUUUCUUUCUGUCAUAUUUCCGGUAAUUCACACAUUUUCUUUAAAAAUAGUUCUCCAGGAUCUCCUCUUGUGACAUGCUUAGAUUAACACCAGAGUGGUAGAACAUUCCAUUUUAAAGUCUCUAGGACUUACAUAUUGCGCAACCCAUAUGUGGCCGAGCGUUGACAUUAUCAACUGCGUUCGAUAUCAUGAUGGCGUUCCUGUGAUGGGGUUCCUCCUGGUUUAAGAAGUUCUUAACAUCGGUCUGGUCCCACCAGAUACUCAGAAAAACCUUCAGGCUCCUGGAUGUUUGGACGAGAUAAUCAAGAUGCUGUAUGUCUAUGGGGAGUAUCCACGAUUGCGGUUCAGGACAGGUAACCCUUAACAUUUCUGUGACAAUAUUGAGAAGGUAAAGAAAGCCUUCCAUAUCCCAGAUUGCAUAGGUACCGGUUCAUGUAUAUCAGCAAUACGACGCCAUUUCUACCAUCUGAUUUCCCUAUGCUCCUAUAUUUGUAAAUAAAAAACAAACGCUCAAGCACUUUCCACAAACGCUUCCUUGGAUACUUACAGCAGAUAUCCAUGGUUACCGCCUUACCCACCAACGUGCAAUGCACACAGCAAACAGUUCGUUUCCCUACGUAGCGAUGGUUCCUGGCAACCGUUCUCGAAAUUGCUUGUCCACAUCAGUAUCAAACAAACGUUGAAAAGCAAUGGACGAACAGCGCACAGUGUCCUCGGAGCAACCGUCCACAAAAACAGGACGUUACGAUGGGAAGUCGCUCAUCUCCAAACCGAUCCGCAACUCGUCCUGUACCAUACCAAACGAACUGCUUGAGUUUGACUACUCGUACGGGUACGACUGCAAGCGGUACUUUAAUUUGUGCAAGAUUGCAGAAAACGUGCUCGUGUUUGCGUCGGGCAAUUUGAUCCAUUUCUUCGACGUUGGCACACGCACCGUAACGACCCGUCGCAGCUCGACUGGAGGAGGCAUUGGAUGCAUUACGACGAAUCCGAGUGAAGAAUUUUCGCAUCUCACGGUCGGCGAGAAUGGGCCCGAUCCGCCCAUCAUCAUCUACCAGUAUCCGGAGAUGACCGUGGUUAACUUGCUGACGGGCGGCACGACCAGCGGUUAUUCGCGCAUCGAUUACACCGUCGACGGUAAGCUGCUGAUUUCGCAAGGCAUCGAACCGGACUACAUGCUGACGGUGUGGAAUUGGAGCGAGGCGGAAAUCAUACUACGCUGCAAAUCCUUCUCGAACGAUGUGCUGAACGUGAUGUUUUCGCCGAGCGUUCCUGGGCACAUCACAACCUGUGGUCUCGGCCACAUCAAAUUCUGGAAGAUGUCCAGUACAUUUACCGGCUUAAAGCUUCAGGGAGAGCUCGGCCGUUUCGGCAAGACUGAGAUAUCGGACAUUGUGGGCAUUUUGCCACUGCCCGACGAGAAAGUGCUCUCCGGUUGCCAGUGGGGCAAUGUGCUGGUGUGGGAAGCAGGCCUGAUCAAGCUCGAGGUGUGCCGGAAAGCUCGCAAACCCUGUCACGAUGGUCCCAUUACGCAGAUUCUAAUGCGCGAAGGUGAAGUUAUGACGGCAGGGCUGGAUGGAAGGAUUAGGAUAUGGUUCUGGGAAACGGUGGAACUGGCCGAUCCACCGGACGACGAUCGAUUUGUGGAAAUUGAGCCCAUUAUGGAGUUUCGGAUUGGGGCCGAGCUGAUGUGUCUGGUACGCCGGCAGGGUGACUUCCAGUGGUACGCCCAGGAUGGUAGUGGCGGGAUCUGGCUGUGUGAUCUAACUCCGGCACAUCAUACCGAACCACCGCAGCAGCUGUUCAAGUGUCAUGCCGGUGCAAUCGUUUCCGUGCAGGCCAGUCCUGUCUCGAGCCACGUGGCAACGCUCGGUAAGGAUGGGAUGCUGUGUGUGUAUGAUUACGCAAAGCGGGAACUGCUGCUUAGCCAUCGGUUCCAGUGUGCUGGACAGACAAUGGUCUGGCUACCGCCGACCUUGGACCCAACCGGUGCCAUUCUGGUGCUGGGCUUUGCUGACGGAUUUCUUCGCACGCUAGCCAUUAAUCUGCACGACGGGCAUCUUUCCUAUCCGGAGAAUCGGGUCAAUCUCAUACAGCUGCUAAAGCCCCACUCGCAAUCGGUUACCGCGCUUGGGCUGAACGUUCGCGAAACUAUUCUCGUGUCCGGGUCGGAGGAUAAAACCGUCUUCGUGCAUCGGUGUGUGCGGGCAACACCUCACAUAACGCUGGAACCGAUCGGCUUGGUGUACACUCCGUCUGCUGUGACCUCGAUAAGCUGGAAGCCGGAUACAUCCUCCACCGCUCUCGUAGGCUGUAGGCACGGUCAAUUGCUCGAGGUGGAGCUACCCGAAACAUCGGUCGAGUAUACGACGAUAUCCUUCCAUCUGCGGCACGUCGAAAUAAGGCAACUAACCUUUCAGUCGGUAAAGUCGGAAAUUAAGCGUAAUCUGCGUGUGGCCGAGAUUGAGAAUCGAAAGCAAGAGAAGCGGGCCAGAAAGCUGCAAACGUUGGAGCGUCUGCGGAUCGAGAAUCCUAAGGCCGAAAUCAACGAGGAAGCCUUCCUGGCCGACUCAGACGAGGAGGAAGAGCUCGAGCCGCUGUACAUUCCGAAGGUGCCCAAUCCCGUACUGUGGGCGCGCUACACCGACGAAAACACCCUGUGGCUGUCGAUGGGAGGUUAUGACGCAGGGUACGUCUACGAGUAUGGGUUCGACGAUGAGGAUCCACUAUCGUGCACGCUCAUACCCGAUCUGGAAGAUAUCGAGAUGACGUGCUACCUGCGAGACACUAACUACACCAUCUUCGGAACCGGUAACGGUGCGAUCAGGGUUAAUCGAACCAAGCGUGACUUCCGGGAUCUGAGCGAUUACUGGACGCUUCCGAUGCACGACAACCGUACCGGGCGUAUCACGGCACUCGCCUUCAGUCACGAUUUUUCCCACAUCUUCAGUGUCGGCGAGGAUGGGAACCUGUUCGCGUACCGGUGGUACGGCGAAGGUGAACCGUUCCAUGCCGUACCGCCAAAGCCGUUGGAAAAGUCCGUCAAGCGUGUGUUUGACAUCGACGAGCGUGACUAUCCAUCGCUGGAAGAGCAGAAAGCCAAACAGGAACGGGAUCGGUUGGCGAAAAUUGUGUCCGAUCGUAAGGAGGCCGUUUUGCAGACGGUGGCAGAACAUCGGACACGGUUCGAAGCGCUGCUCGAGCGCAACCGUGCCCUACCGGAAGCGUUCCGCAUACCAGUAACGGAUUUUGUGCUAGACGAACGGAUAAUGGACGAUCUGCGGGAACAGCUCGAGGCCGAGCUGGGGCUUGUCCAUCGCAAGAUGGCGUUCGAUGUGGAGAAGGUUCGUAUCGCGGCGGGUAAGUUGGAACGCUUCUUUCUCGAGCCGCUUGAGAGCUACCCGAUUGAGGUGCUGGCAGUCAGAAGUGGACAGUCGGUGAAGAGUUUUCGCAUCGAAAAGCUUGACGAUGAUUACUACCAAACUGUGGAGCAGGUGGAGAGACUGGUCGCCGAAGAGGCAGAACGAAGACGCCGCUUCAUUGAGCUGUGUAAAACACCAGAGGACAGAAUCCCCGAGGCAACGUCCGCCAAACGUAAAGAUCGCCGAAAGGACUCCCAGAUGCAGCGCAAGGAAUCGUUUCUCGAGGGACUCUCCCAGUCAACGAUCGACUUUAAGCUCGAGAGCAAAAUGCGACGGCUGCUGGCCAAGUAUCGGGAUCGUAAAAACCAAGAAACAAUACGUCAACAAGAGUGGGAAGAACAUAAAGCCUCCAAACCGGAUCCGAACGCAAACGAUCCGGCCGAUGAUAUAGCGAUCAAGGAAGCAGCCGGUACGAUCGGUGAUUAUAAUCUGAAAAGUGAUCCCGAUUACGAGCCUACCGAGGAGCAGGUCGAAACUGCCACCGGCAAGUAUCACGAGCUGUUGCGCGUACGGAAGGAGAUGUUUACCUUGCGCAAGGACUACAACAAGCGUGUGUUUGCGUUGCGCGAGCGGAAAGUUGAGCUGAUGCGCUAUGUGGCAAAACAGAGGGCAAAGUUGAAGCAGAUCCAUGAGGAAAUUCCGCAAGAGAAAUGGAAACAAUUUGCGCAAGAUGUUACGCUGAACCAGGCGGUGGAGUACGCCGAUGAUCAGUACAAGUUUGAACAAGAUCGUCACGAUUUUAGCCCGGACUGUGCGAUGUCUAAGGAAUCGCAGCACCGAGCUACACCCAACCAAGACAUGGUACUGAAAGAAGUGCUUGGAUUAAUGCUUCCCGCGGAAGAGCAGGCUAAGCUAACUUUCAGCAAGCACGAACGCGAGUUGCGGGAGCUCCGUCUGAUCCGGAAGCUGUUUAAGCAGGAUAAAGUCAUCGACAAGGCUACGAAACGUAUCGAACAGUUCGAUCGUGAGCUGGCAGCUUUGGCCCAGGAACGAUUGCAGGUUGAAACGGAUGCUAAGCUGCUGGAAAACUUCCAGCUAACGCUCUACCAGGAGCUGUGGAUAUUGAAGGACUUUAGCAAGCUAGAGACGGACGUGCUGGACGGUGUGGAGCAGGUGACAGUCGAACGGAACGAGCUACUGCAAGCGGUUCAAGAUGCACGCAGCUCGAUCGAGCAGAUAGAGCUCGAGAUGGAGCAGAUACAGCGUGAGCAGCGCUCAAAUCUGCAGCGCUUCAACUCCACCUGCCUGGACAACGAGUUCUCCAAGGUGAUGAAGCGCAUCUACAAGAAGAAGUUUAAGCCGUGCAAAAUCAACGACAACGAUUCGGACUCGUCCUCCGAGUACUCGUCGGAAGAUAUAGAAGGGCUGGAGAACGCGAACGAGGGUGAAGUGAGCAAGGUGUUUCUCGAUCUUAACCACUGCCCGGCCGGUUGCGAUCCGGAAAUCUACAACCUUGCCAUCCAGCUGCGCAACGAAAAGCUGGAGCUGCAGCGUCGCCACUAUGCGGAAGAGCGCACCCUGAAGGAGGUGCACCGACAGCUGGAAAACUUGAAGCCCACGUUGGCCGAUGCCGAAGCACGACUGCGGGAAAGAAAGGCGGAGCUGCUGGAGCUGCGGCGUGAGAAGCAACGGCGCCUGAACGACAUCGACACGCUGAUCAUUGUGAGGAUGGAUCAGAUGCAGUACUUUCGCACCGAGACGGAGUUUCAUGAUGUGGAAAACAGUUUGCUGUUCAAUCGGGAAGCGUUACUGAAGCUGUACGCACGCGUCGAGCAACUGGCGGCGGAAACGCUCGAAACCAAGCGGAAGCAUCGGGUGAAUGUGGUGCAUCUGGCACGCAUGAAGACGGACAUUAAGUUUAUGCGGCAGCAGCUGGUCUCGCUGAAGGAGGAAAUCAGCGAGACGAUGAUGAAGAAGUUUGGGCGCGUGAUCGAUCUGGACGAGCUGGAGGAAACCAUACUGCGCCAGUACACGUUCGAGAUGCGGGCUAAUCUGGACGAUGUGAAGAAGAGUUACGAGGAGCGCGCGCGUGAGCUCAAGAAAAUGUACGCCAACAAGCAGGAAGAGCUGAAGAAGGUCAUCCAGGAAGGUACCGAGAAGCUGCACAUCCUGACCGUACUGCAGGAGGAGUACAACAACUUGGUGAAAGCGCUAGCCCACCAGACGAUACUGCUCGAGCGUCGCAAUCAACCGCCACCGACCUACUCGGAAGAUUUGACCAAACUGCGCGAGAUUGCCAAGAUCCAGAAGGAACAGAUCAACACACUGCAGCGCGAGAUCCGCACACUCAGCAUGAAGUGCAAACCACUGUCGGCUGAAAGCCCGGACGUGGAGAUCACCAUACCACCGCCGGUGUGCGGAAAACCUCCCCCGGUAGCGGACGAGUCCGUGUACAAUACGGUCAUGGACUCAGCACCACCCAGCACCCGUGCCAGCUCACCCGACAACUUCCUGUACAACGAGAUCUCCAGCCUGAUCGAUGACUUCCUGGUGGAGCAGCUCGGUUCACGGGUGCUGCAGUCCGACAUCAAGCGCGUCGUCAACCAUCUGGCCCACUAUCUGUCCAACAUCAUACACAACUUUGCGCCGGAGCACGCGAGCGACCUGCUGCCGCACAUUAUCGAAAACUUCAAAUCCUUCAUCCCGGAGGAGCUGCUCAUUACGAUACCGCCGCAAGCGAUCGCCGAGCUGAUCGAGAGCAUAUUCCGCACGUUCAAGGAAGGGUACGACAUCGACACGAAGGAAAUUUUGGGCGAAAUCGUCAGCAACAGUCUGGAGAUGAUCUUUCCCGCAUCACAAAACUACUCGCACAACAUACUGGUGGACAUUAUGAAGCAGGUGCUCGCGACGCUGCACGUCGCGGACGUUAACCAUCCGGACACGAUCGCGUUCAUUGCUAACGGGAUACGCCAUAAGCCGGGCAUCGAUCCGGACGGCGUGAAUGUGGAGCUGAUGUGUGAGGAGAUCUUGCUGUACGCCCAGGAGAACACGGUCGACGAGAUCGGUAUGGAGCUAGUACGGGGCGUUAUCGAAGGGAUUCUACAGUGCGUACGGGAGCAAUAGGCACUGCGCGAGGAAGUAAAGAUUGUAGAUUGAUCACCCGCACGCAACGUGUGUGAGAAAGCGAGUGUGUGUGUGUGUGUGGUACGGAACGGCACGAUAAUCACAAGCGCCCACUAUAGUACGGUGUGCGUUAGUCGUGUGCGGUGGCACCUGGUUUCGUGGGACGUCACCCGUGGGGGACCGAAAAAAAAAUGGCGAGACCUCCACCGGGUUGGGCGCCCUUAGCGACAGUUGCGGACGCCUCGCGAACGAUUGUCAUGCGUCCGUGGCGUGCGCCCAACGCGAAUGACGAAACGGCGAGGCGCUCUAGCGGUGGUGGUGUGUGGCCGGGGUGUGUUAUCUAUGUUGGUUCCCACCGACAAUGGGCCCACGGCAGAGCACGGCGGCGAUGCGUACGUCGUUAUCGUCGUGGUGGUGGCAAGUAAACAACAACUUGACGCUAAAAACCCGUAGCACCCCCUUUUUAUGCGAAAUGGUUCCUGACGCUGCAUUGGCGGGCAUUGCUUCCUUCCUGGUUGAUCCUUGACUGGAAAGGACUCUCUGGAGAACUCGCUGGCAUUCUAAUCUAGAGACCCUCGGGACGUCCCUUCCGUUAAUAUUUUCUUCCCGCUCUUUCUGUACAGCUAUUGUUAGGCAUAAUAUCCACAAGCGUUAGCGACUUCAAAUAAUCUAGUGACCCUCGGGACUUUCCUUCCGUUAAUAUUAUCUUCCCUUAGGUAUACCUCUAUCUUGCUCUCGUCCUCUCUCUCUCUCUUUCACUCCCCCCAAAAAUAGUACACCGAUCGUUGUCGCCGUUUAGUCAUCGGAAGGUAGCUUGAUAUAUGGGCACAUCGAUAAGAUGAAACGGGUCAACGGGCCUAAGGCGUGAACAGUGAAAACGUGAUUUAUUUUGGUGGGGAAAUUUUGGCCAACCAUGUGCGGAAACUCCACCAAAGCAAGGCCUUUUAUCGGCGUGAUCCGGGCAGGGUAAAGUAAAAGGGUGAUGCAAUGUUGCAGCGCUACUGCUAGUUAAAUCAUACGCACUAGGAGCGUGUUACUGCUCUCAGCAGCAUGAUAGCAAUCGCUUCUUAUCAGCGUGCGCGGGGUUUUGAGUGGAUUUUAAACGGUGGAUUAAGUGCGCCUAACAGUAUGCAAUUUGCUGUAUGAAUACGGACGGAAACUUUCUUCCUCGAGGUGAAAGGUGUUUCCUUCUGGUUGAUCCUUUUUUUUGGCCCCUGCUCGUUAGGCUGACAAUAAUGGCCAAGUGCAUUACUGGGUGGAAAGGCACAAAAAGCCCCCUCCCCCCUCCCAUUUGUUUGUCACAGUUGACAUGGGAGGGGAUGUCCCGUCAAUUAGAGAUUACAGAGCGAGCAACGUGCAGCUAGCAGGCAAUAAUUUGGCUUUACAAUUUAUCACUAUUCAAAUGAAACCUCUUCACCUUGAAGCGAAAACAACCAAAUAAUGGCAGAAAGGAGAAACAGAACGACAACAGCAGAAGAAGAACAACAACAAAAAAACACCCCACACCACCCUGACUGGCCAUUUUUGCAUCUGAUAAAGCUGGACACGGUACGGGCGCAUGAUUUCCGGGCGCACGCGCGCUCGCGCACACACUUCAGCCCCAUUGUGAAGUGUGCGUGUGUGUGUGUGUGUGCACGGGCACAUGUCCGCCCGCAGGUUUUGCGUCGGUUCGAUUAUCAGUUGUUGUGAGCGGUGGUGCUUUAUUGGGUUUUUUUUUCUUUUCUUUUUCAUUUCUAGCGCCCAUCAUUAUUGUUGUCUGUUGUUUGAACAGUGUUGUGUGUCCGUCCAUCCUCGUUCUUAUCAUGUUAGCAACAGAGCGUUACUGUGCGUUUUGCGUCCGUUCCAAUAAUGGUGAGCGUGUGUGAUCCUUUACCCUGCCAGUGCCUUCGGACCCGCUCAUUAAUCUAGCUUACUGGCCUGGCAAACAUCCGUCCGCAGGCAGUUAUCACAGAUAAUGAAGUGUGCGCCGCACCCGAGGACCCGCAGUAGUGUGAGCGGUCCGUGCGCACACUUUCCAAUCGUGCGCCGAUAAUGAUGGAUGGACAAACGGUUCGGGGUUCAUUAAUUAAAACUGUUUUCGACAUUGCAUGACACCAUGAGGUUUUUUUCGGUGCUUCUUCCUUUUUUUUGUUCUUCACGGGCCGGAUGCGGGUUCGAGAAAUAUCGGUCGAUUUCGAUCAAUCGAUCACAACAAAAAAUUGGGAUUAGUUUAUGCUGGUUUUUCCCUGUGUCUAUUUUAUUAUGCGGCAUUACGGGUUAUUGGAGGUAUUAAUUAUUAUAAUUAGUAUAAUCAUACACUGAUACCACUUUCUAUAGCCGCCACACGCUUCGUUGGAGUAACUUAAAGUUUAAGAUUUAAUUUGAUCUACUUUAGUUUUUUUUAUAAACUGGGUUUAUGGUUUUAGUGGCGCAGAUUCAUGCAAUGGCUAGUUUCCACUAGCUUUCGAUACCAAGGCCGGCCACAAUAGAUUAGAAAUUAAUUAUUAUUCUCAUUAAAGUAAGGACUCCUGGACAAAUUAGUAAGAAUAGUUGAAAUUAUCCUAGAGAUGCGGAAGUUUGUUUCGAAGGUAUAUUCCUUCUUGGUCUAAUAAACUCUUAAGGUCUGCCAUUUCUGGCUUACUAGACUUAUUGUUACCGCAUAGUUGGAUAAUCCUCACUAUGGGAGACCGGCCCAGUUGAGACUU